Dendronephthya gigantea is the source of this 1531-nucleotide messenger RNA. RefSeq names its product 28S ribosomal protein S9, mitochondrial-like. Lineage: Eukaryota; Metazoa; Cnidaria; Anthozoa; Malacalcyonacea; Nephtheidae. The record is from RefSeq and is a predicted model, not a curated record. Gene Ontology annotation, cellular component: mitochondrial small ribosomal subunit; ribosome. Gene Ontology annotation, biological process: translation. Gene Ontology annotation, molecular function: RNA binding; structural constituent of ribosome. The transcript has 16 exons. Bases 137 to 1324 code for a protein of 395 amino acids.
CGUUCCCAAUGUGGCCCGUCUCAUUUUGAUCUUUUAGCAACCAAAAGUCGUGAAAAACAGAGAUAUUUUCAGUUACCAGGUCGAGGCCGUGCGUCACUGAUCUUCAACGUCUUACAACUGGACGGUUAUAUCUAAGAUGGCGGUCAAUCUAGGAGUGGGAUCACGAGUAUUGUGGCGAUUUUUGCAUAAUCCUGGUGUUUCAAGACGGUUUUUCACCGCUGUUGAAGUAGAAAUAAACCGCUGUGAGAAAUGUUGCCGAAGUUUUAGCACAUAUUCCAAGAGUUUUCAGCGUCGAAAACGAGUUGAAGAUCAGUCAAAUGCUGAAUUUAUGGCAGAAGAGAUCAAGAAAUAUGAAAUGGGCAAACGGUGGUUGGCAAAAAUGAUGGGAGCUGACAUUGAGACUUUCACUGACAGUGACGUUGAGGAUUCACUAAGGUAUCUUUUGCCUACAAAGCUGUUUGCCAAAGAUGCUAGACCAAUGAUGAAGCAUCCGUCAGAACUUUUCCCAGAAAGUAAAAGUACUUUGUCAUCAGAUGGCCGACCAAUUCAUCUUGCCUUCUACACAGGAGCAACUGCCUUUCAUGACUUGAUUUAUGAUAUAUUUAGAUACCAAAGAUUAUCUGCACAGAACCAGAAAUCCAUAGAAACUCAGUUCAUGGAAACUCAAACAGAUGAAAAAGAUGAGAACAUUGAAUUUGGAGAACAAGACAAAGCAAAGGUUGUAAAACAAGGAAAGAUGAGAUGGCUCAACGAAAAUGAAUUCCAGGCUGUUUUGAAAGAGGAAUUAAAACUAAAAGAUUACGAAGUUCUCAUUCAUCGUCUUAAGAAGCUGGCCAGCGAAGGUGACAGCUCGGAGGAAAUCAAAGCGUUUUUGCAAAGAUUUCAAACACCCGUGAAACACGAGGCCUCUCAAUUCACCGUCAAACAGCUUGAUGAAAACGGAACGGCACAUGGAAAAGGUUAUAGAAAGCGAGCCAUGGCUGAGGUUUGGAUUUCCAGUGGAACAGGAGAGAUUGUUGUUAACGAUACUCCUCUCAUCGAAUACUUUUGUAAACAAGAAGAUAGAAAUCAAGUGUCGCAUCCUUUGAUCACCCUUGACUGCAUGGGAAAGUACGACAUUGAAUGCAAUGUCAUCGGUGGAGGAUCCACAGGUCAAUCUGGAGCGAUAAGACUCGCGAUCAGUCGAGCUCUUACGAGCAUCUCCUCCGACUUUCUACCUCGGUUGCAUUCGGCUGGAUUACUGACGAGAGACAGUCGCUUGGUUGAGCGCAAGAAACCGGGGCAGAAAAAAGCUAGAAAAAAGUUUGCAUGGGUGAAGCGGUGAUCCUGUAUGGAAGUAAAGCUCGAGGAAUGAGACUAAACUCGUAUGCAUCUGGGCGGCGAGAAUGGAUGGAAAAAUUAAUCUGGAAAUAUAAUGUACAUUAAAACUUCUACAAACAUGCUGCAACUGUUUUUUAAGAAUUUAUAUCACUGCAACCGUUUGAAAAUAAUAUCGCUUGAAAUAAAGUCAAAAUAUCUCGUAAAAAUGCGU